AUGUCCCUACCCGACACCGUGGCCACCUGCCAAGCCGCGCGCCGCAACAUGACCCUUGCGGCUGCCUUCAUGGACAACCAGGCCACCACAUGCCCCGCUGGCGGCGGCGGCACUGCCCACGCUGGCGGGGCCCCCGAGACGGACCGCGAACGCUCGAUCGAGGCGAUGGCGCCCCUGCUGCAGGCGGCCCUGGACCCCGCUGCGCCAGAGUGGGCGGCGCGCAACAUAGAACAGGGGCUCGUCGGCGGCGCCGCCGGCGACGGCGUCAGCGGGCUGCUGCGCGGCCUGUCAUACAACGCGCUGGUCUGGAAGCCUCUGGCCGGCGUCCUUGUUUUCGCUCUCACGCUCGCCGUGCACGUCUUGACCCGCCUCGCCCUUGGCCGCAAGCUUGAGGGGUUGGGCCUGGAGCAACAGCUCGUCUCGUCGCAGCACGCGCUGUUCGUGGCUGUGUUUGCUAUCCAGAUUGUCCCCUUCACGUACUUGGCCGCGGAGUUCCUGUUCAAGCGCUGGACCGCCGCCUACUUUGUCGGCGACGACCGCCACGCGUGCGCGCUCGGCGCGAUGGUGGGGUUCAUGAUCGUGUCCCACGCCUACCUGUACUGCAUGGAGAGCGGCCUGCGCGUGCUGAUUAAGCCGAGCCCGCUGCUGCUGGUCCACCACGCGCUGUUCUUCCUGCUGCUGGCGUGCGGCCUGUGGCUGGGUCCCAGCAUGCUCCUCAUAAAGGCGACUCUUGUUCUGGACUUGGGGGCGGUCCAUGAGUUGCCGCUGUAUGUUGCCCUGCUUGUCUACAGGCUGAGCAAGAGCACGCGCUUGAUUCGUGGCUUCCUUGUGGGCGGCCUGGCCUGGGCCACGGCGCCCUACAUCAUAUUCGCAGUCGUGUGCGCAGCCCUGUCUGGUGUGCAGGCCUACACUUUUGUCAUCUACGCGGGCAUGUACAGGCGCGCUGGCAAGAGCGUGAACUCAAUCAGCGCACCCCUCGGCAUGGCGCAGCCCAAGCUGUCACAAACCGUGCUGAUGCUCAAGGCGGCAGCAAACGGCAGUGACAGUGGCAGCGGCGAUACACAGAUGGCGGGCAAGGAUAGUCGCCAGCCACAGGAUGUUGAGUCCAACUACUCGCAGGCUCGCGAUCCUGAACGUGCAGCUUCGGUGGUAUGGACCCAGGCGAUUGGCAACCCGGCGCCCCUGGGGCUGCUGGCGUUUGGGAUGACCACGUUCUUCCUCAUGACGGUUGACACCCUCUGGUCAUCCAAGGUUUUUGCGGGCACAGUCAUCGGGUAUGCCUACGCGUACGGCGGCUUUGCACAGAUGGUUGCCGGCGUGCUCGAGCUGCUCAAGGGCAACACCUUUGCCGGCUCCGCCUUCUUCUCCUAUGGCUCCUUCUGGAUCUCAUGGGCUUUCUUCCAGACCAUGACGCGCCUGCACGCCGACUCUGGCUUCACCCCUGACGCCGGCUUCAAGGUCGGCGAGUGCAUCCUGCUGGCUACCUGGGGCUUCUUCACGUUCGGCUUCUUCGUGCCCACCCUGCGCAAGAACGGCUGCCUCAUGACGGUCUUUGGCAGCCUGAGCAUUACGUUUUGGCUGCUGGCCGGGGGCGUCUACAGCCCCACCUGCAACCACGCCGCCGGCUACUUUGGCGCGUUCUGCGGCCUCAGUGCCAUCUACACCGCCUUUGCUGAGCUGUGGCAAGAGAGCCUGGGUGUCACCUUCCCCGGACUCACGCCUGUCCGCUUCAUCUAG
Messenger RNA from Monoraphidium neglectum, 1737 nucleotides. RefSeq names its product inner membrane protein. Bases 1 to 1737 code for a protein of 578 amino acids. Gene Ontology annotation, cellular component: plasma membrane. The transcript is spliced from 9 exons. NCBI's taxonomy places the organism in Eukaryota, Viridiplantae, Chlorophyta, Chlorophyceae, Sphaeropleales, Selenastraceae. The record is from RefSeq and is a predicted model, not a curated record. Gene Ontology annotation, molecular function: acetate:proton symporter activity. Gene Ontology annotation, biological process: succinate transmembrane transport; acetate transmembrane transport.